Molecule: messenger RNA, 828 nt
Organism: Fulvia fulva
Lineage: Eukaryota; Fungi; Ascomycota; Dothideomycetes; Mycosphaerellales; Mycosphaerellaceae
Product: Ubiquitin-conjugating enzyme E2 6
Exons: 1
Coding region: 1-828 (275 amino acids)
Source: RefSeq, a predicted model, not a curated record
AUGGCCACCAAAGCCGCCCACAAACGCCUCACACGCGAAUACCAAGCCAUCCAAAAGUCACCACCGGAGUUCAUCUCGGCCCACCCAUCAGAAACCAACAUCCUCGAAUGGCACUACAUCCUCACCGGCCCACCCGACACAGUCUACGCCGGCGGCCAGUACUGGGGCACCCUCGUCUUUCCCUCCGACUACCCCUUCGCACCACCCGCCAUCCGUAUGCACACCCCUUCUGGCCGCUUCCGCUGCAGUGAACGCCUCUGCCUCUCCAUAAGCGACUUCCACCCCAAAUCCUUCAACCCCGCAUGGGAAGUGAGCACCAUCUUGCUAGGCGUGCUGAGCUUUAUGACUAGCGAGGAGAUGACGACUGGCAGCGUGAGUGCGAAGCCGGAGGAGAGGAGCGUCUUUGCUGCGAAUACGAGGUGGUGGAACAGCACUGGCGGUGGCAGCACAACGAGGACGCUCGGGAGUGGAGCCGUGAAUGAGGAGAAGAGAUUAGGGGGUGGAAGUAACAGAGGCUUUGGUGCGAUCAAGGCGGGCGAUGGUGGAAAGAGAUUCAAGGAGCAGUUCCCGGAGCUCGACGAGGAGAACUGGAAGUGGAUGGAGCAGGAGAAGAUCGAUCCACAAACGGGCCAGAAGAUUGGUGCUGUUGCGGUGGAGGCCGAUGCUCAAGAGCUGGAGACUGCGAUUAGACGGAAGAAGGUUCCUGCGGCACGAGCACCUGCCGAAGUACAGCAAAGUUGGCUUCUGCGGAACAGAUGGUGGAUCGUCGGCGGGGUGGUAUUCGCGUACGUGGUGGCCGCGAGGCUGUUGCGUGAUCAACAAGAGUGA